Andrographis paniculata is the source of this 1267-nucleotide messenger RNA. RefSeq lists its product as uncharacterized. The transcript is spliced from 5 exons. The record is from RefSeq and is a predicted model, not a curated record. The coding region runs from base 13 to 1029 and encodes 338 amino acids. NCBI's taxonomy places the organism in Eukaryota, Viridiplantae, Streptophyta, Magnoliopsida, Lamiales, Acanthaceae.
UGUCUUGAAGCUAUGAAGAAGCGAGUUUUGGUGACAGGCGCUUCAGGAUUUCUAGGCGGCAGCCUUUGCCGCGCGCUUCUCUCCCAAGGCCACGCCGUUAAAGCCUUUGUCCGCCCAACCAGCGACAUCUCCUCCUUGCCUCCGCCGAGCGACGGCGGUGGUCUCCAGCUUGCUUACGGAGAUGUCACGGACUAUCCGUCGCUCCUGGAAGCUUGUUCCGGCUGCGACGUCGUCAUCCACGCUGCCGCACUAGUCGAGCCUUGGAUUCCUGAUCCUUCGAAAUUCAAUACGGUCAACGUCGGAGGACUGAAGAAUGUGUUGAAGGCGUACAAGGAGAUCAAGACAAUCGAGAAGAUCAUCUAUACGUCGUCGUUUUUCGCGUUGGGAUCUACUGAUGGAAAAAUUGGGGAUGAGACUCAGGUGCAUUCUGCCGAAUUUUUCUGUACUGAAUAUGAGAAAUCUAAAGCUAUAGCAGAUAAGAUUGCCAUGGAAGCUGCAGCCGAGGGAGUUCCGAUCGUGCCGGUUUAUCCUGGAGUUAUCUAUGGCCCUGGAAAAGUCACUACCGCAAAUGUGGUUGCACAUUUGCUCGUGGAACGCUUCAAUGGCCGCCUCCCAUUUUACAUUGGGUUAGAGAAGGGGUUCUCAUUUUGCCAUGUAGAUGAUGUUGCACAAGGGCACGUGGAAGCAAUAGCGAAAGGUCGGCCAGGCGAACGAUAUCUUCUUACAGGGGAGAAUGCAUCUUUCAGUGAUGUUUUCAAUAUAGCCGCGGACAUUACUCAUACUGCGAAACCUCGAUUUCGCAUGCCAUUUUUACUUAUGGAAGGUUACGCGUGGAUAUGCCUUCUCGUCUCCAAAAUAACAGGGAAGCUUCCGCUAAUCAGCCCCCCGAUGGUGAAUGUGCUGAGGCAUCAAUGGGCGUACAGUUGCGAGAAGGCGAGGGCGGAGCUGGAUUACGAGCCUCGGAGCUUGAAGGAAGGAUUGUCGGAGAUGCUGCCAUGGUUGAAAGGUUUGGGUUUGAUUCGAUACUAAUAUGAGAAAAUGUGUGUAUAUGUUAAGACUUGCAAGAAGAUCUGAUGGAUCAUUUUGCAUAGAUUUGAAUUUCUGCUAUGUUCAUAGUAAAUAUAAAAAGGCUGUUUCUUUGCAAACGAAUUGAAGAACCAUGAUUGAAUUAGCUCUUUAAUUAGAGUUUCCCUGUCGUUCUAGGAAUAGGAAUGUAUAUCAUGUUACUAUGCUUCCUUUUUUAUUAAAUCUUUUGCUAUUGUUUCUA